This is a messenger RNA of Trichomycterus rosablanca, 3815 nucleotides long. RefSeq names its product protein kinase D2 (gene prkd2). Lineage: Eukaryota; Metazoa; Chordata; Actinopteri; Siluriformes; Trichomycteridae. The transcript has 18 exons. Gene Ontology annotation, biological process: protein phosphorylation. Gene Ontology annotation, molecular function: ATP binding; protein serine/threonine kinase activity. The record is from RefSeq and is a predicted model, not a curated record. Bases 586 to 3357 code for a protein of 923 amino acids.
CUGCUUUUCCAUCCGAUUGGCUAAAAACGCAGUCUGUCUCUGCACUUCCUCCUUGCUCAAGUUUAAAAAAGUUUAAGGUGGAGACAAAAAGAAGGGCGUGUGAUUCGUAAUAUACACAUUGUAGCGUCAAGAAAACGGAACAGUUGACUUGCAAAGCAAGCUUAACCAGGCGUUCUUUUUUGCUUAGCUAUCGCAAUUACUAGGAAGCCAUCUUGUUCGGACAAGCCUUAAAAGUGUUGUUGUCGUUUUAGUUUGUUUUGUAGUUACUGUUACAGUUUAGAUGUUCCUCUGAUUUUAAAGCGCUUUGGAUGACGAAAGCAAGUUGUUUAGCAUUUGAGGGUUAAUGAGCAGGAUUGUUUUUGUACGAAAUCGAAAUGAUCCAUUUUGGUCAUCGGCCUACUUCCUGAAAAGAAAAGGAUUAAUAAAGCAAAAAGAACAGAAGAAACGGCGAAUUCCGCAUUUUGGAAAAAGAAUACAUUGUAUGUUCCGUUGGAGACACGAGCGUGACCACAAUUUUAUGAGUAAACUGUCUCGACGUGUAUUUGGGCACCCUUACACCCCUUCCCUACUUGACUGGUUUUCAGGAUGGCCAAUAGCAGCCCUGUAAUGCCCUCAUCACCCCUGUCCCAGGUGUUCUUUACUCCAGGCGUCCCUUCUCUUCCUGCGUCAGUGGAGACACAGAAUGUCAAACCAGUAUCACUACCUGCUGUAUAUAACUCGAGCUUUUCUGCUGCAGAGACAGGGUUAUCACAAGGGUCAAGCGGCACCAAUAUGUCUCUCUUGCCUUCCACACCGGCUGGUGUAUCCUUUCUCAUCCAGAUAGGACUAACACGAGAGUCAGUGCUACUGCCCCAAACAGCAGAUCUGGCCUAUGUCAAACAGAUUGCCUGUUCCAUCGUGGAUCAAAAGUUUCCUGAGUGUGGCUUCUAUGGGAUAUAUGACAAAAUCCUUCUGUUCAAGCAUGACACAAGUUCCAACAACAUCCUCCAAUUAGUCAAGGCUUCAACAGAUAUCCAGGAGGGUGAUCUGGUGGAGGUGGUGCUGUCUGCGGCUGCAACUUUUGAGGAUUUCCAGAUUCGACCGCAUGCCCUAAAUGUGCACUCAUAUCGUGCCCCUGCUUUCUGUGACCACUGUGGAGAAAUGUUGUUCGGCCUUGUAAGACAAGGCCUCAAAUGUGAUGGUUGUGGACUGAACUACCAUAAGCGCUGUGCUUUCAGCAUUCCUAAUAACUGCAGCGGGGCAAGGAAGAGGCGGCUGUCCACCACAUCUCUCACCAGUAGCCAAUCUAUGCGUCUUUCUACCACAGAAUCUUUUAGCAGUGUCAGCACCGGCACAACCGCAGAUGACACAAAUCUAGUUCGCUCACACACACAGAUGCCCCGAACUCCCAGUGAUGCACGAAGAUUCUACACAGGUCGACCUGUUCACCUAGACAAGAUGCUGAUGAGUAAAGUAAAAGUGCCACACACAUUUGCAGUGCACUCCUACACACGGCCCACUGUCUGCCAGCAUUGCAAAAGACUGCUCCGUGGCCUUUUCCGCCAGGGUCUUCAGUGCAAAGACUGUAAAUUUAACUGUCACAAAAGGUGUGCAUACAAAGUGCCCAAUGACUGUCUUGGAGAAACUAUAGAAGAUAUAUUGAGUCCAUCUAUGGACACUGAUGUGUCUAUGGAUUACAGUAGUGAGUAUUCAGACUCCGAGAGGUCUUCCCUAAUAGAUGAUUCAGAUGAGGCCUGCAGCAUCCCUGGCUCUUUCUCCCCUGAUAACAGUCAAGACAGAGUCAGUGGGGACCAGAGUGCCAAUAUUCCCCUGAUGAGAGUAGUGCAGUCAGUGAGACAAACCACACGUCGCUCCAGUACUGCUAUUAAAGAGGGCUGGAUGGUCCACUACAGCAACAAGGACACCCUGAGGAAGCGACAUUACUGGCGUUUGGACUGCAAGUGCAUUAUCCUUUUCCAGAAUGACACUACCAAUAAAUACUACAAGGAAAUACCUCUUUCUGAAAUUCUAGAAGUAUGCCCGGCUGGUGAUUUCAGCCUGCUGACUAGUGGUGCCAGCCCACACUGUUUUGAGAUAGUUACUGGCACCAUGCGCUACUUUGUUGGUGAGGAUUCAAACCUUGUAGCAUCCCAGUUACUGGGUGCAUCAGGGCUUACCUCAUCAAAUAGUGUGACCACCAAUAGUGAUGUGGGACGUGAAGUUGCUGAAGCUUGGAAGAGUGCCAUACGCCAGGCCCUAAUGCCUGUCAUAUUCCAGGACAAUCCACUACCUGAAGGCAGCACUCCACAUAGGCAGGCGUCUGUCAGUAUUUCCGUGUCAAACAGUCAGGUUCAGGAGAAUGUGGACAUUGGCAUGAUAUAUCAGAUUUUUGCUGAUGAAGUGCUGGGUUCUGGCCAGUUUGGAGUGGUAUAUGGCGGUAAGCACAGGAAAACAGGACGGGAUGUGGCAGUAAAGGUGAUUGAUAAGCUACGCUUUCCAACUAAACAAGAGAGUCAGCUGAGAAAUGAGGUGGCUAUACUUCAGAGUUUGCGCCACUUGGGCAUAGUGAAUUUGGAAUGUAUGUUUGAAACUCCUGAGAAGGUGUUUGUUGUAAUGGAAAAGCUUCAUGGAGACAUGCUGGAGAUGAUCCUCUCCAGUGAGAAGGGACGAUUGCCUGAGAGGCUCACAAAGUUUCUUAUCACACAGAUUCUGGCUGCUCUAAGGCACCUCCACUUCAAGAAUAUUGUGCAUUGUGACUUGAAGCCUGAGAAUGUAUUGCUGUCCUCAGCAGAACCCUUUCCACAGGUUAAGCUGUGUGAUUUUGGUUUUGCCCGUAUCAUUGGGGAAAAGUCUUUUCGGCGCUCUGUUGUGGGAACACCUGCGUACUUGGCUCCAGAGGUGUUGUUGAACCAAGGGUACAACCGUUCCCUAGACAUGUGGUCUGUUGGGGUCAUAAUGUAUGUGAGUUUAAGUGGGACCUUCCCCUUUAACGAAGAUGAAGAUAUCAAUGAUCAGAUUCACAAUGCAGCUUUUAUGUACCCACCCAACCCAUGGAAACAAAUCUCUCCAGCAGCUAUUGAUCUUAUCAAUAACCUUCUACAAGUGAAGAUGAGAAAACGUUACAGUGUGGACAAAAGUCUCAGCCAUGCAUAUUUACAGGAUUAUCAGACAUGGCUUGAUCUUCGAGAGCUGGAGUUGAAACUAGGUGAACGUUACAUAACCCAUGAAAGUGAUGAUAGUCGCUGGCAGUUGUUUGCUCAGGAGCAUGGAUUGCCUUAUCCAGCACAUCUGUUAUUUGCACCACCUGCUUGUGAUGAUCUAGAGGGCAAUGAUGACCCUACCAUUCAGGGAUUAACAGAGCGUGUUAGCUUCCUCUGAGGAAGAGAAAAGAGAUGAGGCAGCCAAGCAUCGAGUGAAGAGAGCUAUAAGCCCUAUAUGAAAAAGCAAUGACUGUUUUAAGUCCUUUGUUCCUUACCCAUAUGAUGUUUUCCUCUGUAAUCAUAACUGUAACCUUUUAUGAAGCGACUCCCACUUUGCUUGUUAGUUAUGUAAAUUACAAUGCCACAUCUUGUUGAAGUGAAAUAAUGUUAAAAUUACAAUUGCCAGACAGCAAAAAAAAUUUCAGGUAAUCAGUGCCUUUUUCCUGUUUAAUCUUUUCCAAGUUUUUACAAUAUUCAAAUUAUUAUGCAAACUUAAGAUUAGUGUCAUUUUGUUUCAUUUUAUUCCAUUUAUUUUUUUAUGGUGGUCAGUUUGUGUGUUUACAAUAUGCAAACAAUGUAGCACUUUAAUCAUUCUCUCACUAAUGUAAGGUCUGAUGGAUGAUUGUGUGGAAAUUC